Phlebotomus papatasi is the source of this 3896-nucleotide messenger RNA. RefSeq names its product glutamate receptor ionotropic, kainate 2 (gene KaiR1D). The record is from RefSeq and is a predicted model, not a curated record. The coding region runs from base 245 to 3112 and encodes 955 amino acids. NCBI's taxonomy places the organism in Eukaryota, Metazoa, Arthropoda, Insecta, Diptera, Psychodidae. Gene Ontology annotation, molecular function: glutamate-gated receptor activity; transmitter-gated monoatomic ion channel activity involved in regulation of postsynaptic membrane potential. The transcript is spliced from 16 exons. Gene Ontology annotation, biological process: monoatomic ion transport; modulation of chemical synaptic transmission; synaptic transmission, glutamatergic. Gene Ontology annotation, cellular component: plasma membrane; postsynaptic membrane.
UGUACGGUUGACUGAAGCGCAGCAUCCGAAAAUUCUUGGACAGCCAGUGUUUUAGUUGUAAAGCUAUCCUCUGACAAUGGUGACGAGUCAUUCUUUUUUUAACUCUAUCGUGGUCUCAGUGAAAAUUAUCCAUUGAAGAGUUUCAGUGGUCAGGAGCACCUCAAGCACCUCAAAUGGCAUCCCUCGUGAAAGCUCAAAGUUCUCUCUAAACCAUCCCCAAAAUUUGAGACGUUUUCCGUGCAAGAUGAAUCGAUUUUUUGUGAUAAUUCAAGUGUUUUGUGCGAUUUUGUGUCCCAAAACCACCCAUUGUCUGCCAGAUAUCAUCAAAAUUGGAGGACUUUUCCAUCCUGGUGAUGACACCCAAGAGGUGGCCUUUCGCUAUGCCGUUGAGAAAAUAAAUGCUGAUCGUACGGUCCUGCCGCGUUCUAAAUUAUCUGCACAAGUUGAGAAGAUAAAUCCCCUGGACAGCUUCCAUGCCAGCAAACGAGUUUGCCACUUGCUGCGAACAGGAGUGGCAGCAAUUUUUGGGCCACAAUCUGCCCACACUGCCAGUCACAUUCAGAGUAUCUGUGACACCAUGGAGAUUCCCCAUCUCGAAACCCGCUGGGACUAUCGAUUGCGCCGUGAGAGCUGUCUCGUUAAUCUCUAUCCCCAUCCCAGUAUGCUCUCCAAGGCUUUUGUGGACAUUGUCCGUGCUUGGGGCUGGAAGAGCUUCACCAUCAUCUAUGAAACCAAUGAGGGAUUGGUACGUCUGCAGGAACUCCUCAAAGCCCAUGGACCCAAUGAACUUCCCAUCACUGUGCGUCAAUUGAGUGAUUCCGGUGACUAUCGACCACUUCUGAAGCAAAUCAAGAAUUCCGCAGAGUCCCACAUUGUUCUGGACUGCAGCACAGACAAAAUCUACGAGGUACUGAAGCAAGCUCAACAGAUUGGCAUGAUGAGCGACUACCAUAGUUACCUCAUUACAUCAUUGGACCUGCACAUGGUGCAUCUGGAUGAAUUCAAGUACGGUGGCACGAAUAUCACCUCCUUCCGGCUCGUUGAUCCAGAGAAGCCAAUCGUGCAAGACACAAUUGACACGUGGAUUUAUGGGGAAACCAAAUCCGGAAGGAAGGUGCCUUUUGGGAAGAUGACAAAUAUUUCCGUGAUACGAACGGAAACAGCCCUCAUGUACGAUGCAGUUCACCUGUUUGCCAAGGCUCUCCAUGACCUGGACACCAGCCAACAGAUCGAUAUUCAACCCCUAUCCUGUGAUGCUUCAGACACUUGGCCCCACGGAUACAGCCUCAUAAAUUACAUGAAGAUUGUGGAAAUUCGUGGACUUACCGAUGUCAUCAAAUUCGACCAUCAAGGCUUCCGAACGGAUUUUGUCCUGGACAUUGUAGAGCUUUCGCCUCUGGGAUUGAGAAAAGCCGGCACAUGGAAUUCAACGCAGGGUGUUAACUUCACAAAGACCUACGGAGAACAGCAAAUGGAAAUUGUGGAGAAUCUCAAGAAUAAGACACUUGUUGUCACAACAAUUCUCAGUUCUCCUUAUUGCAUGAGGAAGGAUUCGGCAGAGAAAUUGACAGGAAAUGAUCAAUUUGAGGGAUAUGCAAUUGAUUUAAUUCACGAAAUCUCCAAGAUUUUGGGUUUCAAUUACACCCUGAGACUUGCACCUGAUGGCCGAUAUGGCAGUUACAAUAAAGAAACAGGGGAAUGGGAUGGCAUGGUACGUGAAUUAUUGGAGCAACGAGCAGAUUUAGCUAUAGCCGAUUUAACAAUCACCUUCGAUCGAGAACAGGUUGUGGAUUUUACAAUGCCAUUCAUGAAUCUGGGGAUAUCCGUGCUGUAUAGGAAGCCAGUUAAGCAGCCACCAAAUUUAUUCUCCUUCCUGAGUCCUCUUUCAUUAGACGUCUGGAUUUACAUGGCGACAGCUUAUCUUGGUGUUUCUGUUCUUCUAUUCAUCCUAGCCAGAUUUACGCCCUACGAAUGGCCAUCGACAUCUUCAUGUGACCCAGGGAAGAUGGAAACUCAAUUUACGUUGAUGAAUUGCAUGUGGUUUGCAAUUGGAUCACUUAUGCAGCAGGGAUGUGAAAUUCUGCCCAAGUUUUCACCUCAAGAAUGGCAAAAUCCUCAUCCAUGCAAUCGUGAUUCCAGCACAUUGGAUAAUCAAUUUUCCCUCCACAAUUCCCUCUGGUUUACCUUUGGUUCCCUAAUGCAACAGGGAUGUGAUAUAAGUCCCAAGGCCGUUUCCACAAGAAUGGUAGCUGGGAUGUGGUGGUUUUUCACGCUGAUCAUGAUAUCCUCCUACACUGCCAACCUGGCGGCCUUUCUCACUGUCGAGCGUAUGGAUUCACCUAUUGAGAAUGCUGAGGACCUGGCCAAGCAGACUAAAAUUAAAUACGGUGCUCUUGGUGGUGGAUCCACAGCUGCAUUCUUCCGGGACUCAAAUUUUUCCACUUAUCAACGAAUGUGGUCCUUUAUGGAGUCCGCCAGACCGUCCGUAUUCACCACCAGCAACAUUGAAGGAGUGGAGCGAGUGGUAAAGGGAAAGGGGAGCUACGCCUUCCUAAUGGAGUCCACAUCCAUUGAGUAUGUCAUCGAGAGGAAUUGUGAAUUGACCCAAGUGGGUGGAAUGCUCGAUUCCAAAGGCUACGGAAUUGCAAUGCCACCGAAUUCCCCCUAUCGCACUGCAAUCAGUGGGGCUGUGCUAAAAUUGCAGGAGGAAGGGAAGCUGCAUACCCUGAAAACUCGUUGGUGGACGGAAAAACGUGGAGGUGGAUCAUGUCGGGACGAGCAGUCAAAGUCCAGUAGCACGGCCAACGAGUUGGGACUGGCCAAUGUAGGUGGCGUGUUUGUGGUGUUGAUGGGUGGAAUGGGGGUGGCAUGUGUCAUAGCGGUCUGUGAAUUCGUGUGGAAAUCCCGAAAGGUGGCCGUAGAGGAAAGGGUGUCGUUGUGUUCCGAAAUGGCCUCUGAACUUCGCUUUGCCCUCAAGUGCCGGUCAAAAAACCGCGGAGUACGUCACUCACACGCCGUUAAUGAGUUAGACAGUGCUGAAAAUCACCGAUUUCAUCCCCUCGGACCGCCCUAUUCGCAAUAUGAAUUUGAGACAAAAGCCGCAAUGGAAUAGAUCUGGGCACUCAAUAGAAUAAUCCAGCAUUUAGAAUUGAACUAAAUAUCGAAAAUCACGCUAUUUGCAGUUAACAGUGCACCCGAUAGAUUUAAAACAUAAUAAUUAAUCAAAAGAAAUCAAAAUUUUUAAUGUGCUUUCUUCGAAGAGGAAGAUAAUCUCGGAAUAUGUGCUUCUUAGGUUUUUCGAUAAAAAAAACUAUACUCGAAAUUUCUUUUAUACUUUUUUACUCAAUAAAAAACUACUCCCCAGACCCUAAUUGACUAUAAAGGAAUUUGUAUAUCGUUAAAUAAAUGAAUGUAAUUUGCAUUUAGAAAAGAUGAAAGAUAAUCACUAUCGCUCUUGGCUUUGUUAACUUCGCUGAAUUGGAUUGGAUUUUAUGAAAUGUUUAAUUCUAAAAGCAAUAUAUUAUUACUUAGUUUACCAUAAAUAAAUGAAAUAUUUGGCAAUUUUUCAUAAAACAACGAUUAAUCAAAAAUAUUAUCAUCUGUGAGUGUCAAGACUGCAAGAACAAUUGUGUUCCAAUUUAAUAACCGCUUUUUGUUGGUUUAAGCAAUAAUAAAAAUGCUUUAAUGAUAUUAAAUAAAUUUUGGCAAACAAAAUAUUAUAAAUUUCCUGCGCUUAAUGAUGCUAUAAGCAAUUUUCUUUUAAAUUAAAACAUUUUUAAUAUCCUUUUUAUUUAUAAUUUGCAAAUUUAAAUUUCAUAUAAAUUUGUUUAUUAUUCUAAAUUUGGAAAACUAUGUAAUUGUAACCUUGUAUAAAUACAUUAAAUGAAUACAGUAAA